This is a messenger RNA of Falco peregrinus (peregrine falcon), 4322 nucleotides long. It is a transcript of the gene GZF1, whose product is annotated as GDNF inducible zinc finger protein 1. Gene Ontology annotation, biological process: regulation of immune system process; regulation of cytokine production; negative regulation of transcription by RNA polymerase II. Lineage: Eukaryota; Metazoa; Chordata; Aves; Falconiformes; Falconidae. The record is from RefSeq and is a predicted model, not a curated record. The coding region runs from base 174 to 2294 and encodes 706 amino acids. Gene Ontology annotation, molecular function: protein binding. The transcript is spliced from 6 exons.
GUCGCAGCACUGACGCCACUUCCCGCGCGUCACGGCCGCGCCCCGCCGGGGCCGUUGUCAGGGCCGGGGCGCGCAGCUUCCGGCCGCCGCCCGGAGCCGUGAGCUGAGGAGCGGCGCGGCCCGCUCCGCCUGCGGGGCCGGCGGGGCUGCCGCUUUUUGCAGAGAGAAGAAAGAUGGAAAGUAAUGCAGUUUUAUUGGAAUCCAAGUCCUCCCCUAUCAACCUGCUGAAUGAAAUGCAUCAGCUGCGUCUCCUGGGCCACCUCUGCGAUGUGACAGUCAGCGUGGAAUAUCAAGGCGUCAGGGCAGAGUUUGUUGCUCACAAGGCCGUAUUGGCAGCAACAAGCAAAUUUUUCAAGGAGGUGUUCCUUAAUGAGAAGGGCAUGGAUGGCCCAAGGACCAACGUGUUCCUGAACGAGGUCCAGGUUGCCGAUUUUGCUUCGUUUCUUGAGUUUGUGUAUACUGCUAAGGUAGAAGUGGAAGAAGACAGAGUGCAGCGUAUGCUGGAAAUAGCCGAAAAGCUGAAGUGUUUGGACCUCUCAGAAACCUGCUUUCAGUUGAAGAAGCAGAUGCUUGAGUCAGUGCUGUUGGAGUUGCAAAACUUCUCAGAAUCACAGAACUCCGAGGAAGAGAGCACGGCCCAGCCAAGCAUUUUGCUCGAGUCCAAAGGAGCUGCUGUGGCAGAAGCGGACCAGGCAGACUGUCCUCUGGAUCCUCCAGAUUCGCCAGUAGACAGGCCCAGCAACGCAGCAUCUCCUGAGAUGCCGGUUACCAAAUCAAAAGAGAAAACAGACAAAAAGAAGGAAAUGAUGAAGCCUCCUUAUGCCAAAAUCAGAAGGGCGAGUGGGAGACUAGCUGGGAGGAAAAUAUUUGUGGAAAUCCCAAAGAAGAAAUACACAAGGCGGCUGAGAGAGCAGCAGAAGAAUGCAGAGGUUGCUGUUGAAGAAAACAAAUAUCCUCAAGAUCAGGAUAUGUGUGACAUGGAGAGAGAGGAGGAGCAAGCGGAGAACAGCAUCAAACCUGAAAGCGAAGAAUGCGAUGGCAACUUUGAAUUGGAAGAAAACCUGAAAAAAUCUGAAGAGGAUAAAAAGAAACGAGGCAGUAACUUCAAGUGCAGCACAUGCGAGAAGGAAUUCCUCUAUGAGAAAAGUUUUCUCAAGCACAUAAAGCACAGCCACGGCAUUGCAGCUGAAAUCAUUUAUCGGUGUGAAACCUGCAGUCAGACCUUUGCCAACCGGUGCAACCUAAAAAGCCAUCAGCGCCAUGUCCACAGCAGUGAGCGCCACUUCCCUUGUGAGCUCUGCGGUAAGAAGUUCAAGAGGAAGAAGGACGUCAAGAGGCACAUUCUCCAGGUUCAUGAGGGUGGUGGGGAGCGUCAUCAGUGCCAACAGUGUGGAAAGGGGUUGAGCUCCAAAACUGCCUUGAGGCUCCAUGAAAGGACGCAUACAGGCGACAAGCCUUAUGGGUGCACAGAGUGUGAGGCUAAAUUUUCUCAGCCUUCUGCACUUAAAACACACAUGAGAAUCCAUACUGGUGAAAAACCUUUUGUCUGUGAUGAAUGUGGUGCCAGGUUCACGCAGAAUCACAUGCUUAUAUAUCACAAACGAUGUCACACAGGGGAAAGGCCUUUCAUGUGCGAAACGUGCGGGAAGAGCUUUGCCUCUAAGGAGUACCUGAAACACCAUAACAGAAUCCAUACGGGAUCCAAACCAUUCAAAUGUGAAGUUUGCUUCAGAACGUUUGCACAGAGGAACUCGCUGUACCAACAUAUAAAAGUUCACACAGGUGAGCGACCCUACUGCUGUGACCAGUGCGGUAAGCAGUUCACGCAGCUGAAUGCGCUGCAGCGUCACCAUCGCAUACACACUGGGGAGAAGCCGUUCAUGUGCAAUGCCUGCGGGCGAACUUUCACCGACAAGUCCACCCUCCGGCGGCACACUUCGAUACAUGAUAAAAACACACCCUGGAAGUCCUUCCUUGUCAUUGUCGAAGGAGCAUCUAAGAAUGAUGAAGGUCACAAGACAGAGCUUCCCGAUGAAGAAUAUGAUGUGUCACCUAAAAUACCCGAGAAGCUGCUGUCUUUCUCCGAGAACAGCCACUAUCCAAACUUGACUGCCGUUGCGGGGAGCGUGACUGCACUGCACGAUAGUUCUACCACGGGAACAGACUGUAAGUCAGACGGGACUCCAGGGCCACAGGAGGCCCUUAUAGCCACCACUCUAAGUGAGCUGACAGUGCUGCAGACACAGACAGAUGCUAUGCAGCCACAGCUUCAUGCUCUGGUGAAUAUGGAAUAAUUUGGUAUUUACAAAUCCAGUUUAAGCUGCACCCUUUGUAUAGUCCUUUGACUUUGCCGGUAGCCUACUGAGGGAACUAGGGGAAGCUACAAGGAAGCAGGCACUGGAUUUCCAGAAUUUCCUCUGAAAAUUCAUUACCUGCCUCCAACACAUACAGCUCCAUCUCCUGAAGGCAGGGCAGAGUAGCACCACAGCAGGGCAGUGGAAGAGGAGGCAGAGGUCCCAGUAAGUUUAUUUCCGACAAAUAAACUUUUUUUAUUUUUUUAUUGUGUAGCUCAGCUCCUUUGCUCUAGCCGGCCUGUACUGAAAGGAAGUACCUGUAUUUGGGUAGGUUAUAAAGAAGGUGUGAAUGUGAUUUCCAGUUGAUUUGAUGACACGCGUACAAUCAAGAGAAAUUAUGUUGUGUUUCUCAGCCUAGUAGCUUAGCGGAAUUAAUUGCGUUUUCCCUUAGUGGGAAUUGAUACGUAAAAUUUAAUUUGUACUAAGUGGCUUUUCAGGAAGUGUUGGUUUCUCUCUGCUUUUGCCAAAGAUCCAAGCAGUGAGCCAGCUCACUCCUUGGGAAUAUGAGUGGGAGCAAGCUUCGGAAAGACCUGGAGUCUCGAUUCUCUAGUAGCAGAAGGGGCAGGUGGGAUCCAAGUGCUGCAUCUGUAGGGGCGGUGGUGAUUACAUUUCCCUGAAACCUGGCGCAGUUUGACACUUGCAUUCAGUCUCCAUGUUCUAACGGCUCCAGCUUACAUAUAACGUGGCAAUUAAGACUAAAACAUCUUUGGUAAAAAUGUCUGUGAGAGGUAGUACCUCAGUGAUGCUGGGAAGGCUGGUGUAGGAAGACAGCUUACGGCGUUCUCCUCUUGUACCCGAGCCGUUUUCUGCUGGUUCAGAUAGGUCAGCAGCGCACUUUUCUCCACCGUGGCUCAAACACCGCUGCUGCUCAGAACUGCAGACCUGCUUCUAAAUUACCCACUGCUCUGGUGGGGAAAAAACCUCUUACUGUUUUGCUGCGGACUUGCUACAGGGAAUUCCACCAGCGCAAGAGUCUCCAGUGGUAAACCCAGCUACACACAGGAGACAGGCCGGGUGCGUUUGACUAACGGCAUAGAAAGAUGCAACCAAGUGAAAAACGUGGCGGACUAUUCAAGGGGUUCAGGCCUUUGUCUCCCAGGUGGCGCAGACCUUGUGAGUAAGACGGGGUUGGGCUCUGAACAGCAGUUCCAGGCUGGUGUGGGUUUCACUGUCCCCAGCGGGGCGGGGCAAGGGUAUGAGGCUUUUCCCCGUUAGCAUCGGCUGCUCAAUUGUAAUAGAAAACCCUGGCACUGCGCCUUUGUUUUAAAUAAGGGAAUGUGGCAAAGCCAGCACUGGGAUGGAGGGUCCCAGCUGUGACUUGGGUGACCGCAAGGUCACACAGCCUGCUGCAGCAGCCCCAGUCUCUGCAAGAAUUGCGCUUUAUCUUAAUUCAUCCUAAUCUAAUUGCAGCUUGCUUGUAUGGCUAAUGCUUCAAAACUGGGGAUCACAUCCUAGCGCCACCAUUUAAAAAUGGAGCUUUUCAGAGUCAUUUUCCCGUUUCUCUUCAUUUUGCUGUUAGUGUAGUAUUUCCACAGAAACUCUCUCAGCUGAAGCUGUGAGAAACACGGAACGACUGCAGCAGUGUAAAGGUAAGCACAAUCAGGCCUUGCUGAGGCCCGUUCCAAGGCUUAGGGGUUGGCAAAGCAAUAACGAUACCUAGACUGUGGCACAGAGCUAUUUUUGGACCUUAAAGGGAUGUCUGAUGCGUUACCAUGGAAUCAUAACUUAAUCUAUAGAAAGGGAAUUUUUUUAAAAGAUAACAUUUCCAAGAGGUUAUAUUUGAAAUAUUUAUUCAAGCAGGCAGUUCCUGUCGAAGCUCAGUAUUCCCCAUGACCAGUGUCAGGAGUUUGUAGAUAUAUUUAAAGCCUGAGCAUUAGUACCUGUAGCCAGGGAAACUUUUGUACUCCAUGAAUGUACGGAAGUGAGUUACUCGUAUGAACUGUUCUUAUUAAAAUAUUGAAACCUUCA